Messenger RNA from Ramularia collo-cygni, 2214 nucleotides. RefSeq names its product related to COY1 CASP Of Yeast. The record is from RefSeq and is a predicted model, not a curated record. Gene Ontology annotation, cellular component: Golgi membrane. The coding region runs from base 1 to 2214 and encodes 737 amino acids. Gene Ontology annotation, biological process: intra-Golgi vesicle-mediated transport. Lineage: Eukaryota; Fungi; Ascomycota; Dothideomycetes; Mycosphaerellales; Mycosphaerellaceae. The transcript has a single exon.
AUGGCCGACACGAUUGAUGAUCAGAGCAAAGGCGGCGCAGAUGGGACCGAAAAUGAAACUUCGGGAACUGCGUCUGCUGCUGCCAGUAAUGACAACAAGUUCCAGCAGGCUGUGGCAGCAUGGCGUUCGCUCGAUCUGACAACGCUCGUAAAGGCCCUCGAUUCGACCGCGGAGGAAAUGGUCACCCAGCAAAAAGAGUCGCUGGUGCAGCGUAAAGAGUUGGCGGCAAAGACCAAGGACUUUCGAAAGAUGGACGAUACGGCCAAGCUGGCUGAGAUGAAGGACCUGUUGAAAGCCUAUCAGAGUUACAUCGACGUGGUCACGACCCAUAACAAAGCAGUCUCAUCCGCCUUCAUGCAGGCAUACUCUCCUCUUUCAGAAGCACCGGAUCCUUACCCUCUAUUGGAGGCCAGCAUUGAUUCCUUGAUCACAGCGGAUGAGGUGGUGCCGAGGUUGGAGAGUGAAAACGUACAGCUGCACAAACAAGUUUCGAAGCUCAACGGCCAGCUUGAGGAGCGUGAAAAACAAUUGGAGACCGAGCGGAACAAACGUCAGUCCUUUGAAGGGUCACAGGAUUCGCGGGUGAAGGAAGUGGAGGAGAGCUGGUCGAAGGUAUUGCAGGAGAAGGAGGAGAAUUGGACAAGCAGGGAGCAAUCCCUGGAAGAAAAGGUUCAGAACCAGGAGAGGUUGCUAAAAGAGUUAAAAGCCAACUAUGAGGUUUCACAGAGACUGGAAAAGUCAGGCGAGGACCAAGGCCUUGGAGAGCGCAGCAAUGCGGCUGCCGCCGAAUUGGAGAUUGUCACAUCGGAACUGGAGAAGACGUCCAUCAGACUGUCGGAUAUGGAGGCGAGAAAUGAACAGCUGAGGCUUGAGCUUGCCCAGACCGCUACGCAGUCCAACAGCUMAGGACGGAACACUUCUGUGGAAGAUGAUCCAGCUUUCUUGCGACUGCGAUCCGAGAAUUCGUCACUUCUCCGCCGCUUGGACACUGCCCGGCUCGACAGAGAUGCGGACAGGACCACUCUCGAGAACAGACUGCGAAGCGUGGAGAGAGAGCUAACCACCCUCAAAACCGACCGUGAUGCUCUGCAGACAAAGGUUUCUAAGUGGUCUGAUUAUGAUGAAGUCAAGCGCGAGUUGGAAAUGAUUCGUGCUAUCGAAUUCUCCGGCGGUGAUGAUCUGGAUGAUAGUGAAGACAUUUCGCACGCUUCCAAUGGCGCAACUCAAGGGGGCGAGAGCCUGGAACAACUCCUCGUUGCCAGAAACAAGAAAUUGAGCAAUGAGCUUACCGAGCUGCGAGUGUCGAAUCAAGAUCUACAGCGAAGAUUUGAAGAUUUGCAAGAAGAUCUCUCCACAGCCAACAUGGAUCUCGAGAAAUCUCGAAAACUCAAUGCAACGUUGGAGAACGAUCUGCAGAAGACACAGCAGGAGGCUAGCAAUGCUUUUGAGACGAUGAGUGUUGCGGGAACAUAUACGUCUCGAUACCCCAAGUCCUCCUACGGCAGUAGGAGAGGCGGAGGAGGAACCUCGCCGACAUCUUCUAUUAUCGGCGGCUUCGAAGGCGCCGGUUCCUCCUCCCCCCGCACGCUGGAUGCCCUCCGUGCCGGAGAAGCUGGUGCGGGAGGCGGCAUCCUUCCAAUGGUCACUGCGCAGCGCGAUCGAUUCAAAAAGAAGAUGGGCGAGUUGGAGACUGAGCUGCAGAAGCAGUACGCCUUGGUAUCCAGCUUGCGAUCUGAAGUCGCAAGCUUGCAGAAGGAUAAUCUCAAUCUCUAUGAGAAGACGAGAUAUGUCUCCUCUUAUAAUCGUGUGCAACCCACAAGCUCCGGCGCAGCCUAUGGAGGCAAUCCGAAUCCUUCGGCUGUGCAAAUUGGGGGUGGAGGUGACUUGGAUGGGAGAUAUAAAUCUGCAUACGAGCAAAACCUUUCUCCCUUUGCGGCGUUUAGAGGCAGGGAGAGCGCGCGGGUGCUGAAGAGAAUGAGUUUGCCAGAAAAGGCCGUGUGGAGAGUGUUGAAAGUGGUGUUGGCUACGAGGUGGAGUCGGAACCUCUUUGCAACAUAUCUCUGCGCGCUACAUAUUUUCGUGCUAAUGGUUCUUUUUGGGCAUAACGAUGUUACGGCUGGGCCGAGCAUGCCUAUGGCAGGCGUUCUUGGAGGUGACUCGCCACGAGGAGCUGAAUACUUACCAGAGGGAUUUGAAAGUGGUGGAAAGUCUUAG